UCCAUUUUAAUGAUGAUAAUCUUCACCUAAAACCCUACGACUUUGACAGACUUUUCCGGCGUCCAUUAAUGGCGGAUGAUGCAGCUCUGCGAAAAUCUCUGAUAUGUUUAGCUGCGAUAAUGGUGGUGAUUGGAGUCUACACAUAUUCAUUGAAGAAGAUAAUGGCGACAUAUCUGUUUGGAAUGUUUGCGAUCGGAGGUAUUGUUCUUCCUGAUUGGGAAUUCUUCGAUCGCCCUGUUUCUGAGUGGAUUUCUCCGAUGACUGUUCCUUAUCUGCCUCCUCUUCAUCCUCCUUACUCGCCUCCAUCUUCUUCCAGGUUUAGGUUGUAUCCUCUCAGAACAAUAUUGUACACGAUGGUAUAUGGAUAUGGUUUCUAUAAAUGGUGGAUGUACAUAUCAACCUAAAUUAAUUAUUACUAUGGAUUUUCAAUAUCUUAAAAGUACCCAAUGUGUAAAAUAUUCCUACUUUUAAUGGUAAUUGACACUCUUUUUAUUUAUCUUUAUAAUUAUUGUCAAUCUUUAUUAGGAAUA
This is a messenger RNA of Cynara cardunculus var. scolymus (artichoke), 530 nucleotides long. Its product is annotated as signal peptidase complex-like protein DTM1. The transcript is spliced from 2 exons. Gene Ontology annotation, cellular component: endoplasmic reticulum membrane; signal peptidase complex. The record is from RefSeq and is a predicted model, not a curated record. NCBI's taxonomy places the organism in Eukaryota, Viridiplantae, Streptophyta, Magnoliopsida, Asterales, Asteraceae. Bases 69 to 404 code for a protein of 111 amino acids. Gene Ontology annotation, biological process: anther wall tapetum development.